CCCAGCGCGUUGCCGCCAUGCCGAAAGUGCGGUGGUGAAGCGGCAGGCCGGUAAACAUCGGCCCGUACCGGCGGCGGGCUCGCCCAGAAAGCGUCAUGGCGGCAGGGGGCUUGGCGGGGCUGUUGCCCGCUCAAACCCAGCUGGAGUACGCCCUGCUCGAUGCCGAGACUCCUCAGGAGAAGGAGAACUUGGUCUACCAGUACCUGAAGAAGAUGGACAGCCGGGAGCGGGACCUAACGGUGCCCGAGCUCGGCGGAGAUCUACAAUGGUUAAACACUGAAGGUCCUAUUUCUCUUCACAAAGACCUUUGUGGAAAAGUUGUGGUGUUGGAUUUCUUUACUUACUGCUGCAUCAAUUGCUUGCACCUGCUGCCUGAUCUCCACGCCUUAGAGCACCAGUACUCUGAUAAAGAUGGUCUUAUUAUUGUUGGUGUCCAUUCAGCAAAAUUCCCAAAUGAAAAAGUUCUGGAUAACAUUAAAAGUGCCGUCCUGAGGUAUAAUAUUGUCCACCCAGUGGUGAACGAUGCAGAUGCUACGCUGUGGCAUGAACUAGAGGUGUCCUGCUGGCCAACCCUGGUCAUUCUCGGGCCUCGUGGAAAUAUGCUGUUCUCACUCAUUGGAGAGGGACACAGAGAGAAGUUAUUUUUAUUUACUUCUGUAACGUUGAAAUUCUACAAGGAAAGAGGACAAAUCAAAGAUAACAAAAUCGGCAUAAAGUUAUACAAAGACUCCCUCCCACCUUCUCCCCUGCUGUUCCCUGGCAAAGUGACUGUAGAUAAUUCUGGAGAAAGGCUGGUAAUAGCAGAUACUGGACAUCACAGGAUUUUGGUUACUCGAAAAAAUGGACAGAUUCUACAUAUUAUUGGAGGUCCAAACAGUGGAAACAGAGAUGGAAGAUUUUUGGAGGCAGCUUUCAACUCGCCACAAGGGAUUGCUAUAAAAAAUAAUGUAAUUUAUGUAGCUGAUACAGAAAACCACCUAAUUAGAAAGAUUGACCUGGAAUUAGAGCUGGUGACCACUGUAGCAGGCAUUGGGAUACCAGGUUUUGAUAAGGAAGGUGGAGCAAAAGGAGAAGAACAGCCUAUCAGCUCACCAUGGGAUGUGGUCUUUGGAAAUUCAGUUUCAGGGAUCCAGGAAGAUGAUAUUCUAUGGAUAGCAAUGGCAGGCACUCAUCAGAUAUGGGCACUGAUGUUGGAAGGUGGAAAACUACCAAAGGGAAGUGAUUUAAAGAAAGGAGUCUGCCUUCGAUUUGCUGGGAGUGGAAAUGAAGAGAACAGAAACAAUGCAUACCCACAUAAGGCAGGUUUUGCACAGCCCUCGGGUCUCUCUCUGGCUUCUGAAGAGCCAUGGAACUGCCUUUUUGUGGCGGACAGUGAGAGCAGCACCGUGCGAACCAUCUCUCUGAAAGACGGAGCAGUGAAACACCUUGUAGGAGGAGAGAGAGAUCCAUUGAAUUUGUUUGCCUUUGGUGAUGUGGAUGGAGCAGGCAUAAAUGCAAAGCUGCAGCAUCCUUUAGGGGUGACAUGGGACAAGAAAAGAAAACUGUUGUAUGUGGCAGACUCCUAUAAUCAUAAGAUUAAAGUUGUGGAUCCUAAGAUGAAGAACUGUGCUACCCUGGCAGGCACAGGAGAAGCAAGCAACAUUAUUGGUUCCAGCUUUACACAGUCAACUUUCAAUGAACCAGGAGGUUUGUGUGUUGAAGAAAACGGCCGCUUGAUGUAUGUUGCAGACACAAAUAAUCACCAGAUUAAAGUGCUGGAUUUAGAAACAAGAAUUCUUUCCACGUUGCCUAUCUUGAAUCCAGAAGCAUGUGAUGUUCCAGACAACCUUCCUGUGCAAAAAGAUAAAAGAAGAAACCUUCCAAAACUGCCUAAAUCUGCACCAAAUGUUCAACUUCCCUCAGUAACUGUAGCUCCUGGUCAGACAGUUCAGUUUUUGUUGAAGCUGACUCUCCCUCCAGAUUCCAAACUGAAUGAAGAAGCACCCAGUGCCUGGUUUAUCACAGCAGAAGAUAAUACCUGGUUGCUUCAAGGGCAGCAGUGUCUGUAUGGAGAAAUAAAUGAUGUUUCCCAUCAAAAUAUCAUUCCUUUUGAGUUACCUAAGAGCUGCCUGUCAGCUGAAGCAAUCCUGGCAAUCAAGGUGUGCCUCUACUAUUGCAGCAAAGGUAGCAGUGCCUGUAUGAUGAAAGGAAUCUCAUUCAAUCAGCCUUUACAGAUUGCUAGUACAAACCAAGGCAACUUGACUCAAGUUGAACUGAUACACACAUUUUUAACCAACUAACCCAAAGCCAGUUGAUUUCCUAUUGUGUUUUACUAUCCACCAUUUCUGUAGGAGAAAAUAACAAAUAGAUAACUUUACUCUGUUUUUCACUUUCAUGGAACUUACGACAAAGUCAAGAAAUAAUAUACUUGGUAAAAUGAAGUAGAGUUCCCUGCAGAUUAAAGUGAAAAUCUAUCAUCACAACCUCCUUUCUUUUUUAUUACAGUAGCAGCAAUAAUAUUGUAAUACUCUGGACUCUGUUGCCAGUUGUGAAUGUAUUGGAUGUAUGCCAUUCUGAGCAACGAGCAACAGCUCUUGGAGUCCUUUUGAAAGAGCUGAUGUUACUUUGUCAUGUUACUGUAAGAAGUUCUUUGCACUGUUAGAAGAGAUAGAUCAUUUGGACUAACAGGUACAAAUUCCUUUUGUGCUCUUAUUAAACUUUAAUAGAACAUCCAAAUGAAUAGUUUCUCCAGGCUGUAGAAGAGAUACCUUGCUUAUUUUUCUGUAAUGGCAUUUAUGCCACAUGUAUUUUCAAAAUACAUCUUAAGCUAGGCGCACCUCUAAUUUUAUGCAAACUUGAGCUUAGCUACAUAUAACUGCCUUAUAUGAGGGGCAUAGUUUGAUGGAAAAUCUGUUGUGAAAAGAAGUAUUCAAGUUCCUACAGAAAAAUUUCCUGCUGAUUUCUAACAAAGAACGUGCCUCUAAUAUGUGUGUGUAUAUAUAUAUAAAGAAAACAACCCACAAAACCAUGCUGGAGUUUUUCUGAUACAUACCAACUUACAUUUUAUAGUGAAUGAUAGAUUAUGGUUGAAUAUCUAAACUGCAAAAAUUUAAAUGUCAACCAUUUCAAGUAACAUGAAUCACUUCCCUGCUUUUAUGUUUUCUCUGUAAAGAUUUGUCUGCAGACUUCUGUCUUGCAAGUACAUAAUAUUAAGAAGAAUGUUAUACUCUUGCAGUCUGAUUCAGCCUUUUGAAGUCACUGUUAGUCUCCUGAUUUGUAAUAGUGGCCACUGAAACAGAGCUGUGUAUUUAAUAAUGGAUUCUUUGCAUUAAUGUUCAGAAACACUGAGCUUUUGCUGAGAAACUGCUAACCUAAUCUGUAAGUUGCUUUAAAGCUAUAGUACAAAACUUUGCCUUUGGUGGUGAAGUGUUUUGCAAGUUCCUUGAAUUUGCUGUAGUAAGUAGCAGGAAUACAAGAGGGGGCGUGAGGAUUUUACUUGAAGUGGAAGAGUUUCCACAGCACUUAAGUGGUAAUUGAGUUAGGCUCUGUGCUCUGGUCAUGAGGAUCAGUUCUGAGAUUUUGGUUGAAGUUUGAAGAUUAUAUUUUCAGAUACAUUACAAA
Messenger RNA from Pogoniulus pusillus (Red-fronted tinkerbird), 3600 nucleotides. RefSeq names its product NHL repeat containing 2 (gene NHLRC2). NCBI's taxonomy places the organism in Eukaryota, Metazoa, Chordata, Aves, Piciformes, Lybiidae. Gene Ontology annotation, molecular function: protein binding. The transcript is spliced from 11 exons. The record is from RefSeq and is a predicted model, not a curated record. Bases 96 to 2279 code for a protein of 727 amino acids.